Diospyros lotus (date-plum) is the source of this 550-nucleotide messenger RNA. RefSeq names its product copper transporter 6-like. Gene Ontology annotation, cellular component: plasma membrane. Gene Ontology annotation, molecular function: copper ion transmembrane transporter activity. The record is from RefSeq and is a predicted model, not a curated record. Gene Ontology annotation, biological process: intracellular copper ion homeostasis; copper ion transmembrane transport. Lineage: Eukaryota; Viridiplantae; Streptophyta; Magnoliopsida; Ericales; Ebenaceae. The transcript has a single exon. The coding region runs from base 41 to 520 and encodes 159 amino acids.
ACGCAGACAGAUUUCCGCAGAGAGAAAAAGAAACGAAUUAAUGGAGGGAAUCAGAGACAGCCUUAUGCACGGCAUGGCGCCGGCUCCGGUGGAGGCCAACGCCACCGGCAUGCCCAACAUGCGCCACCGCCACGGGAUGUUCAUGCACAUGAGCUUCUUCUGGGGCCACGACGCCCUGAUUCUCUUCUCCGGCUGGCCGGGCACGCAUUUCGGCAUGUACUUCCUGGCUCUGAUCUUCGUCUUCGUCCUCUCGGUCUUGGUCGAGUGGCUCUGCCACUGCCGCCUGGUCAGCGACGCCUCCGACAGCCUAGCCGGUGGCCUGGCCCAGACAGCCGCGUACGGCGUCAGGGUGGGUCUGGCCUACAUGGUGAUGCUCGCCGUGAUGUCGUUCAACGUCGGGGUGUUUCUCAUGGCGGUGGCCGGACAUGCGUUGGGAUUCUUCUUGUUCGGGAGUAGGGUUUUCAGGAAGAGGCCGCCGGCUUGUGGGAAGUUGGAAAAUUUAGGCCCGAUGAGUUGUUAAUCGUAUGAGAAGGUCUGACUAAUUAAUGUU